Messenger RNA from Stegostoma tigrinum, 4968 nucleotides. RefSeq names its product G protein-coupled receptor 27 (gene gpr27). NCBI's taxonomy places the organism in Eukaryota, Metazoa, Chordata, Chondrichthyes, Orectolobiformes, Stegostomatidae. Gene Ontology annotation, biological process: G protein-coupled receptor signaling pathway. Gene Ontology annotation, cellular component: plasma membrane. The coding region runs from base 510 to 1625 and encodes 371 amino acids. The record is from RefSeq and is a predicted model, not a curated record. The transcript is spliced from 2 exons. Gene Ontology annotation, molecular function: G protein-coupled receptor activity.
GCACGGUGCAGCAGGGAACUUGCGCAGUUGAGACUACGAGGAGUGGAUUUUUUUUGCUUUCGGCGAGAGAAAGCUCGGAGCCCGGGCUGGACAGAUAGCAGGGUCGGGGAUGUUUUGGGCUAAAAACAAAGGGAUUUUUUUAAAAGAGGGAAAUAAAGCUGGGGGAAAAAGCUGCUACCUUGUCUUCUGCGCAGUCUCACACUAACCCUAAAGUCAUUCUGUGAGCACUCACCGGAAGUUCAGUUCCCUGCCAUGGCUGGGAAAGAAGAGAAAUGAUCGGUCUUCAGGGUGGAUGAAGAUAUUACACCAAAAAAAGAGGAGCAACAACACAAAAGAGAGAGAGAAAGGCAUCGUUUUGGUUCAGUCCUUCCCUGGGCGGCGGCGCUGAUGAUGAGGAUGAGAACGAACUUUGUGGUUUUCCGAUGGAAAUGGAAAGCUUGAGGCACUGACAGAAGGAGGAGGGAGGAGAGGGGGGGGGUUGAAAUUGAGCACUGCCCGCCGCCACCUCGAUGGCGAACGCCAGUGAGCUCGAAGAGACCAACAGUUCUCUUCAGAAUUACGCCAUCACCGCCUCCGCUGUCAAACUGGCUUCUCUGGGAUUGAUCAUCUGCAUCAGCCUGACUGGGAACCUGCUGCUCUCUUUCCUCAUCUUCAAAGAGCCGAGCUUGCACCGGGCUCCCUACUACUUCCUGCUGGACCUGUGCCUGGCUGACAUUGUCCGCUCGCUGCUCUGCUUCCCGUUCGUCAUGAUCUCCAUCAGCAGCGGCUCGGCCUGGACCUACAGCUUGCUCAGCUGCAAGAUCAUCGCGUUCGCCGCCGUGCUCUUCUGCUUCCACGCCGCCUUCAUGAUGUUCUGCAUCAGCAUCACCCGCUACAUGGCGAUCGCCCACCACCGCUUUUACUCCAAGCGGAUGAGCGUGUGGACUUGCGUGGCGGUCAUCUGCAUGGUGUGGACCCUGUCGGUGGCCAUGGCCUUCCCGCCCGUCUUCGACGUGGGCACCUACAAAUUCAUCCGGGAGGAGGAGCAGUGCAUCUUCGAGCACCGCUACGUGAAGGCGAACGACACCCUGGGCUUCAUGCUGAUGCUGGCGGUUAUCAUCGCCGCCACCCAUCUGGUCUACGUCAAGCUCAUCUUCUUCGUCUACGACCACCGCAAGAUGAAACCGGCGCAGCUCGUCCCCGCCAUCAGCCAGAACUGGACGUUUCACGGCCCCGGGGCGACCGGCCAAGCGGCUGCCAACUGGAUCGCCGGCUUCGGCAGAGGGCCGACCCCCCCUACCCUGGUGGGCAUCAGGCAGACCGCGCACAACCAGAACAAGAGACUGCUCGUCUUAGACGAAUUCAAAAUGGAAAAGAGGAUAGGCAGGAUGUUCUACAUCAUCACCGUCCUCUUUCUGCUGCUCUGGUCCCCCUACAUUGUCGCCUGCUACCUGCGGGUCUUUGUCAAGGCUAGUACCAUCCCACAGGUCUACCUGACCGCUGCAGUGUGGAUGACAUUCGCCCAAGCGGGGGUCAACCCUAUCUUAUGCUUUAUCUUCAACAAAGAGCUGAGGAUUUGCUUCAGAACCCACUUCCCCUGUUUUCAAAGCACACAGACGCCUAGGGAAGCUUACUGCGUUAUUUAAAGACAUUGGAAGAGCAGGGACCCAUCCCCCUUUCUUCCCACAGCUUGAAAACCCACGCACUGCGCACAACACACGAAAAUCCAAUUUAAUCUUAAUAAUGUUCAUGCAGUCAUUUGGUGGAUUAACCUUAAUCACAGGACAGUCACGUCCAGUGGUUUCUGUUUACAUUGAAGAGAAGGGAGACGCUGAGUGGAGUGUCAAAUUUAACCUCUCUGGAAUACGAAUUUAUCGAGGCAACUUGUUGGGAUCUCGAACAUCAUCUCCACGUUGGCCCAGAUUUGAUAGAAGUAUUACCGAGUGCUCGAAAACAUAUUGAUCAGGGAAUUUAAACACGAAUAAGCACUUUCCCCAACCUCAGAAUGUCGUUUUACACCAAACGAUUUUAAUGUUUGUGCGCUAGCUGCGCUGCCCUAUAAACUCGGCAGAUUAUUCACGAAUAUCCAGAAGACCAAAUGGAACUGGAAUGUAAAAAAAUGUAAAAAAAAAAUUCGGUGACGCAUUUUCCCCUCUCCAGUUAAGAACUUUGUCUGAUAUACUUUCCCUUUUGAUAUUUUCUUAGCUUGUUUAUCUGCGUUGUAAUAUAUUGGGAAAAAUGUUUUGACCUUUAAACGUUACUUUUUGCAAUUUCAUAUCUUAAUGUGCGUUUUACAAACUGUCUUUGAAAAACAGAUGUCAAUUUUACAUUACUUUCUCUAGCUGAAUGUAAAUAACAGUCUAAUUGUUUAGUGUUAGCUGUAGUUAUUGUCAUACAAAUUAACAACUUAGUAAGUUAUACUGUGCUCAUAAAUGAUUCAAGAUGGUAACUUUUAUUCCUAUUGUACAUUUCCACUGUUUUUACUUGAAAAUAAAUUUAUUGAGCAGAAGAACUUUUUUUUCUCUCCACAGUGAGGACUAAAUUAACAGAUAUCAGAUUAAAUAUACUUUGGGGUGCAUUUUAAUAAAGAAAACAUUUGGCAAAGGUUACUGAUAUAAUUUAUGCUGAAAAGACAAAGCUAAGGCCCCAUUUUCUGUCUUGAUCCAUGAGGAAUGACAAUAUUGAUUAAAGGUGGCAAUUGCAGAAAGAAAGGCAUGAUAUCCACAGAAAUUUGUCAAGCACCAGAUUGGAGCUGACAAAUCAUUUCACCUUUUGUCAACAAUGAUUUAGUUGAAUGAUAGAAUUAACUAGAGGGGCAGAAUGGCCAACUCUGGUUCCUAUAACUUUCCAAAUGUAAUAGAAACUGGCAAGGUUGGUAAACUGCAAAUUAAAUUCUACCAAAUGUCUUGCCAUUUUCACACUAUUAUGCAAGAAAUAACUGCCAAAAAUGUCUACACUUAUCAGGUAAAUAUUACUAGAAUAUACUUACUUUGUUUAGCCUGUUGCACACAUUGCAAUACAAAUGCUUUAUAGAAUAAAUGACUUGGAUCAACAUCCUUGCAAAUAGUCCAACACUUGGUACAACAGACAUUAAUGGCUAUUCACCCUCUUAGCCAGAUCAUUAUCCACUCCUUUGUUUGUCCAUCUGUUCUUCUCUCUUUGGGCUCUAUCCCCACCUAUCGUUUACUCCUUACACCCUCCCGCAACUGUAUCUUUUGCACAUAAACCAACAUUUUCCUCGCAAUCAUCCAUUCUGAGAAAGGGUCACUCAACUCAAAAUGUUAAUUCUGAUUUCUCUCCAAAGAUGCUGCCAAACCUGCUGAGCUUUGCCAGCUCUUUCUGUUUUGUUUUUGUUUUUGAAAUAAGGUGUACUGUAUUUAAUUAGGAUAUACAACCUACUAAACUGCAGUGUAACUUAUUCUGGAAUGAUACAACUCUUUUCCAAAAGUUAGAACACUUCAUCGUUUGCUUUUGUUGAUGUGAAAAUGAAAGACAACACUUUUAAAAUGAAAAUUAUAAUUCUUUAUUUGGCAUGUUGGAAUCCUGUCACAAAGUUGAAAAAAUAAAGGUUAUGAAAAUAACUUGUAAAUAUACUGGAGGCCUUUUAUUACCCAUCCAAUUUAUUAGCUACAUUUUGACGAUAAAGUGGAUUACUGCAUUGUGAUGGUUUGGAAAAGACAUAAUUAAAUGGGAUAACAAAAUAAAUAAAGGAGAACAGGAAAGAAUUGUUAAGUAAGUAAUUAAAUGAGAGCAUUUGGAACUGCUGAAAUAUAAAGCGUGCAAUUCAAUUAAAGGGUUAAAGCGAAAAGCUGCAGAUGUGUUUGAAAUUCAAAUGAAGAUUAGUUCUCACAAAGACGUACUUAAAUUAAGUACCUAUGAUGUAGAUUGGUAUUAUUAUGGUACUAGAUUUGAUACAAUAAAAACUAUCUGUAGGAAUAAUGUUUGCUGUUUUUGGAAUUACAUAAUUGAAUAUGGUCAAAUAUGUAUGAUGAUUGGCAAGUUCCACAUGUUCCAUUGUGAAUUGAUCAGCAUAGUUUCUAUUUCAGACAUCCAAAACUCUUGAUUUGACUUGAAACUAAAGAAAUGAGAGAAUUCUAAUGAAUGUUGUGUAAUUCUGUUCUUAAGUUAGGACAUCUACAUAUGCCAGGAGUGAAUUAUGAAUGCAUUUUUCCCAAAUGGGAUUAAUAUUGUGCUCCACAUUUAUACAGAGCAAAUUAUUUGCAUAAUUUUAAAUAAAAUAUAAUAAAUGCUGUCUGAGAACCAUCAGAAUCAUGUAGAAAACUUCAAUACUUUCAUUGGUUACACCAAACAGUUUUCACUUGCCUCAAAAUUGUUUGAUGACUAGACUGAGAAUGCACUAAGUUGACUUUAAAAGGAUGGGCUUAGUGACUUGGAAAUUCAACAGCCUCAGGUAAUUGCAAAUUUUGGAAUAUUAAACAUUAAAGCAAAAAUAAAAUGACAACACCAUGGAUGAUUAUAAUGCUGAACUUCUUGUGUCAUAAUAGAUUUUGCUCAGUAAUGAAUAUACCAUUUCUGAUCUGCAUUUGCAAAACCAUUUAUGAGUGUUUCCUUGCAGCUUGUAUUAGCGAUCCUGAUGCUAAAUGUAUAAAUAAUUUCGAUCCAAUAAUGACUAACUUAUCAAGAAUUUACGAAUUUUGAAAAAGUGAGUUUUGCUUUUCUAGAGAAUGAGUUUUACAGUGGAUUAAAGUUUCACUCUUUUAUUGAAACGAAUCCCACCCAAACAGAAAUUUUUCAUUUUUUUGUGACUGCAGUGUUUCAAUGUGAAAUGACUGUGUUUCUGACUGUGAGGGUGGUGCAUUCAUGCGUGCAAAUCUGCCAGUAUUAUUUUUGUAUUAAUUGGUUGUCUUACUCGGGUCACAAGGCUGCUGGUAUGGAAAUGGCAAAAACAAAUUCUUUUGUAAGAAGAAUGUAAUGGUUAGUAAACCUAUAAUCUUUACAAAGUAUCAGUGAUAAUGGGAACUGCAGAUG